This is a messenger RNA of Enterobius vermicularis (human pinworm), 1674 nucleotides long. The record is from the annotation of a GenBank genome assembly. NCBI's taxonomy places the organism in Eukaryota, Metazoa, Nematoda, Chromadorea, Rhabditida, Oxyuridae.
AUGAAGGCUAAUGCAAUAAUAGCUUUCUUUCUUAUCUCGACGACAACUGCAGAUUCUAAAUUUUUUGUUAAUAUUAAUCCAGAAGAAGGUGCAUAUCAGUCGGCGUACUCACUUGUCUCUCUUGGUCUUUAUUUGGAAGAAGAUGCCCACAUAUUACCUUAUCUUUUUGGAUAUCUGGAAAAUUUAGACUAUCCUAAAGAUCGAACAAAUUUGGAUUUUUAUGUGAAUAAUCGAGUGGAUGCAACAGUUCAAAAAGUAAAGUGGUGGUUAAAAGAGGUGGACAGUUUGUAUCACAAAACGCAGCUUACACUCAGUCCCGAUAAUUGGCGUGAAGAUGCAAUUCGAAGAGCUCGUCUUUCGCGAUCAGACUAUGUUUUGUUGUUAACGGCCGAUCAUUUUUUUACUGAGCCACAACUUUUACAAAAAUUAAUUGACGUUAAAACUCUGGCAAUAUCUCCAGUGUUGGACGAUCCUUGGAUUUCGCAUUCACAUCUUUCGCCUGCUCAAAACCCACUACAAAGCAGUAUACCAUUAUUUAUUUAUUUAUCACAUAGUGAUGCAUCAUACAUUACCUUUUCUUCCGAAAACCUCUCUCACUAUGAUCAAAGUGAAGACCCUUAUGAUGUCUUCAUCGUAUCUUUGGCUCGCAUAAGGGCCAGUAUUGUAUUCUUCAAUCAAAGCUAUUUUGGCUAUAAUUUGAACUGCAAUCGAUGCUCCCCGGAUUUAAGGAGAAUGAGGAUGAAUUAUUUGGUAGCUGACAUCAUUAAUAGUUUUGGGUUGGGUGCGAUUCCUGUUUCAACCGUUAUAAAACCAUGGUAUCCUAAACCGUCGUUAUUCGGGAUGGAUCAAAUUUAUGUGAUUAAUUUACAGCGCAGGCCUGAACGUAAAAAGAAACUUGAGAAAGUACUAAAGCUGAUGGGCUUUAAGUAUCGGAUUUGGGCUGCCACAGAUGGUGAACGUCUUUAUGACGAACCACUUUCCAAGAAGAUUGCUUUGCUUGAAAAGUAUGAGGAUCCUUACUACAAAAGACCAAUGAAGACUGGUGAAAUUGGCUGCUUCCUUAGUCAUUACCGCAUCUGGAAAGACGUCGUUAAAAACGAAUACAACCGAGUGAUCGUUUUUGAAGAUGAUAUCAGUUUUGAAAUGGACAGUACAAGUCGUCUUGCUGAGCUUGUCGAGGACGUAGAUGCUUCCUCAUUUGUUUGGGAUUUUAUCUACCUAGGCCGGAAGCAGAUGAGUAAGGAUGGAAACAGUUGGGUCGCAGGUAUCCGUCACCUCAGCACAGUGGGUUAUUCGUAUUGGACCAUAGGUUAUAUGCUUGCCCAAACAGGAGCACAAAAGCUCCUUAAAGCAAAACCGCUAGAAAAACUUAUUCCUGUUGAUGAAUACAUCCCGAUUAUGUUUGACCGACAUCCAAAUGCGACUUGGAAAGCCGCUUUUGCAAAUCGUAAUCUUCUCGCGUUCACCGUGUAUCCGCCAUUAAUUCGUCCAGAAAAGUACACUAACGAUGAGGGGUAUGUAAGCGAUACAGAGGAUUCAUCGGUCGUUGAACAUUUUGAUUUCUCUAAGUUGCGUGAAGAAGCACUGGAAACUGAAGGUCAUAGUCUUGGUGAGAAAUCGGAGUCGAUGUUGGUUUCUUUAGAAGGUUACAAUCCUGAUAAAACUGAAUUAUGA